Messenger RNA from Penicillium lagena, 972 nucleotides. Its product is annotated as Major facilitator superfamily domain general substrate transporter. The record is from RefSeq and is a predicted model, not a curated record. Gene Ontology annotation, biological process: transmembrane transport. Gene Ontology annotation, molecular function: transmembrane transporter activity. The coding region runs from base 1 to 972 and encodes 323 amino acids. Lineage: Eukaryota; Fungi; Ascomycota; Eurotiomycetes; Eurotiales; Aspergillaceae. The transcript is spliced from 2 exons. Gene Ontology annotation, cellular component: membrane.
AUGAGGACCCCCCUCGGCGCACUGCGCCUACAGACGAAUUUCGAUGCCGCUGAGUCGGAUCGCCAUGUCUCAGAUGCGGAUUACCGGGGGGAUUCCGGGUCUUCCCCGGGCGAGCACAAGAUGCCCCGCGUGAGCGCGGCGCCGAAAUACACCGCCGCGGAGGAGAAGGAGGUGGUGCGACUCUUCGACUGGAAGCUGGUUCCUUUUCUGGCGCUGCUGUACCUGCUCUCUUUCUUGGAUCGCUCUAAUAUCGGGAAUGCGAAGAUCGCCGGCCUCGACCAAGACCUGCACCUUUCCUCAUCGCAGUAUGAAUGGGUUCUGACUGCGUUCUACAUCACUUACAUUCUCUUUGAAUGGAUGACACUGAUGUACCGCGUCGUCCCACCGCAUAUCUACAUCUCCCUUUGUGUCUGUGGCUGGGGACUGAUUGCAUCUUUCCAAUGUCUGGUCACCUCAUUCGGCGGACUAUUCACCCUGCGCGCAUUACUAGGCAUCACUGAAGCGGCGUUUGGUCCCGGCGUCCCAUUCUAUCUCUCCUUGUUUUAUCGCAGAGAAGAACUGGCUUUCCGCAAUGGACUGUUCAUUUCCGCGGCGCCGCUGGCUACCACCUUUGCGAGUAGUCUCGCCUGGCUAAUUGUCAAACUAAGCAGCCAUGGAUCGAUUUCCCCGUGGCGCAUCCUGUUCUUGCUCGAAGGAUUUCCCAGUGUCAUCGUUGCGGUCUUUGCCUGGGGCUUGAUCCCGGACUCGCCCGGUCGUGCCCGCUUUCUUACCCGGAGGCAAAGAGUCGUGGCUCAGUUGCGGCUUGGAGAGAACAGGGAUGAGUUUCAGGGUCCUCAGUCCGCUUUUGAUUGGCAAGCAGUUGGGAAGACACUGUCGGAUCCCAAGGCCUACAUCACUGCCGUAAGUGGGACGAUAUAUUUCCCGAAACGCUUGACUAAACUCGUGCAUGCAGUUCAUGUUCUUCAGCUGUAA